AUGCUUUUGGACUUAUCUAAGAACGGGCUAAGUGAUGUCAUUCCUACAAAUCUGGGGAGAUGCUCUGAGCUGUUAAUUUUGAAUUUGGCUAAAAAUUAUUUGGAAGGUGACAUUCCAGAAGAGCUAGGAACUCCGACUCAACUUCAGACACUAAAUCCCAAUGGAAACAAAUUGCAAGGUAUGAUUACCCCUUCUAUUGGAAGUUGUGCAAAAUUCAAAGUAUUCGACAUAGGAAAUAACAGAAUUCAGGGAAGCAUCCCAGUUUGGAUUGGAGAUCUGGCAGAGUUACGAAUUCUCAGCUUGGCUUUUAAUAACUUUCAAGGUACUUUUCUGUCGGAAUUGCUUAGGUUUGGGAAUCUUCAGGUUCUUAAUUUAUCUCAUAAUAAUUUAUCUGGACAUGUUCCUCAGAGUUUGGGAUCAGUCACAAAGUGA
Messenger RNA from Cryptomeria japonica (Japanese cedar), 432 nucleotides. RefSeq names its product receptor-like protein EIX2. Gene Ontology annotation, cellular component: plasma membrane. Gene Ontology annotation, biological process: hormone-mediated signaling pathway. The coding region runs from base 1 to 432 and encodes 143 amino acids. The transcript has a single exon. Lineage: Eukaryota; Viridiplantae; Streptophyta; Pinopsida; Cupressales; Cupressaceae. The record is from RefSeq and is a predicted model, not a curated record. Gene Ontology annotation, molecular function: protein binding.